GGUGGAAAUAUGGGUUGGUUGGUUGGUUGAUAAAAUAACGAGGGGGAUGAAAAUGGGGGAUGAUGUUGGUGGUGGUAGAGAACCAACGAAACAGACGUUCAGACUCAUUGCUUUACCCCCAACAUUCAGUUGGUUCACAGACUCGACGGUUUCCGGACUUCUGUUUUAAAUCGUCGGGAUACUUAGAUUAACAAAGUGAAGAUUUACAACAUAUCCCUCGACAUAUCCUUGACAAUAAAAAAAAUAAUAAAAACCAUUGAUUGAUUAUAAAAAAUAUUGAAAAACAAUAAAAAAAGGUACGACUAUAUAAAAAUUAUAUUUAAAAAUAAAAAUUGGCUAUUAUUUUGAUGUUAUAUAUACAAUAAUAAAAUUAGAAAUUACCGCUCUGCUAAAUGAGUAUAAUUUAAUAUAUAUUUUAAUCAAUACAGAAAAAUUAAAUUUGAAAUAAAAAAUAUACAAAUGAAAAUAAUGAUAUCAAUGACAAUGAUAAUAUUAUUAAAUACAUUAAUGAUAAUGAUGACAAUAAUAAAUGGUCAAAGACUUGCUGAUUAUCCAUCAGCACCAUUUACAACAGUAUUGAGUACAAUGGCUUAUCGUGAUAGAAGAAAUAAAAUUGAGCCAACAUGUGAUGAAUUACGUGCAAUGUGGCGUUAUAGUAAACGACAAAGUCGUGAUGCUGAAGUUACAAAUGAUUUACCAAUGUAUCGUGAUCCAUUUUCAUAUAAUAUUUGGGAAACAUAUCCAAUAAGAUCACAAUCAUCAAUUAUUUAUCGUGAUGAUAAUGCUGGACAAGUACGUAAUCGUGGUGGUGGACGUGCACCAGUUUAUGGUAAAAUGAUACAUAAAGCACCAGCUGAAAGUAGAUUACGUAAUGGUAUGCCAAAUCGUAUUAAAGCAUUUGAAGAAGUUGCACGUAUGUAUGGUACUGUUAAUCGUCAACCACCUGAUUCAAGAAGACGUCAAUAUAAUUUUCGUGCUGGUAGUGGUACAUCAAAUGUACCACAAGCUGGAAGUUUUCAACAUUUAAAAGAAUUAAUACGUACUGAACGUGCACGUGAAUUACAGGAUCAACGAAUUGCUGAAGAAAUUGCAGCGAGAUCAGCAGCAAUGACUGAUGAUGUCGAAAAAGAUGAUAGACAAUCUGAGCUACGUGGACGUUAUAUGAAUUCAAUACAAUCAUAUCAAGAACCAAAAAAUAUUAAUUAUCAUUUUGGACAUGGACAAUAUGUACCAAGCUUAACGAAUUUUAACAAUGGAUUAUUGCGAAGUGAUGAUUCUUAUGAUCAAGAUGCCCUUUUACAUUAAUUAUAUAAUCACGAGACUUUAAUGGAAAUGUAACACGAACUGCCCCACAUUGAUUUUACAAUUCUUCCAUGACAAUGGUGAUUAUGCUGGUCUGACAAUAAAAAAAACGAAGGUAUUUAAAUCUUGUCUAUUUUUACGUAUAUUGAAGCGAAUAAAAAAAUUAAUAAUUAAUAAUGAAAAAUAAUAUACAGAGUACGAAAAAAAAAAAAAAAUUAAAAGAUUGAUUAAAUGCCACGUAGCUAUAAUAAUAGAUAAAUUCUUAAAAACUUGAAUUAAACUGGAACGAACAUAUCGGAUAUUAUUUUUUUUUCUUUUAUAUAACUAUUAUCAAAAGAAAUAAAACAGUUGAAAAUCUUUCAAGUUUAAUAAUACAAUAUUCAAUUUUAAAUAGAAAAAAAAACAAUUAAAAAAAAAAAAAAAAACAUAAUUAAAAUAGUAGUACAUAUAGAAAGAGUAAAAACAAUGAAAAAAAAAAAAAAUGAAAGAAUCAAGAUUUUUUAAAAAACAAAUUUAUUGUUAUUAUAUUUUACAUAAUUCAAAUAUCAUAUUCCAUUUUUAAUGAGAAUUUACUCUGUGUGAUAAUGUUUUUGUGGAAUAGUUGAACAAAAAUAUUAUAAAUCACGAAAAAAUUAUAUCAAAAUGGAAAAAAUAUCAAUUGGUGCUUGACUAUUUAUACAGAGUCUUAAUGAUAAUUAACAAUUUAUGAUCGAUUUAUAAAUUGACUUGAUUUCGAUCGUUAAUCACCCGAGUUCGAUAAUUAAAACAAUAUAUAUAUAUAUGUCAAAAAAUAUUUAUCAAUGAUAAUAUUAUACGACAUAUAAGUCUUAAAUAAUAUCAAAUUCCAUUGAGCAAAAAAAACAAAAUUCAAAAAAAAAAACAUUACUUUUUUAGAUUCUUAUUUAAAUUCCAAGGUUACUCUUUUGAAAAAAAAAAAAAAAAAAUUAAACUAUUGCUGUAUAAAACUUGGAACACAUUGAAAAAUAAAAAAGUGGAAAAGGAAAUUUUAACAAAUAGCUGUCGUAAUGCUGAGUAAACGAGGAGUUAUAAAGAAAAAUUUUUAAAUGCAAAAAAAAUAGAUAAAAAAAAAUAACGGAAUUGUUAGUUUUGAAUUUUAGAAUGUCAAGGAAAAAAAUGGCUUUAGUAGGAAGAAUGCAGUGCAGCUUUAUUAUAUGAUAACAAAAAUGACAAAAAUAAAAAAAAUUAAUGACCUGAAAGCAUACGCUUUGAAAAAAAAAAUUGCUGACAGGGUUACUAUGACUUAAUCGUAAAAUUUCAUAAUAUAACAUUAAAUAAUAAUUUAUCAUAUAUUUAAAAUCUUACAAUAGAUAAUUAACAGAUAAAAAAAAAAAAAAAAAACUUUUAUUUUUCCCUGCGUAUACAAGUCAAAUAAAUAAAAUAAAAAUAAUUCUCAAUGGAAAUGAUUAGUAAUAGGGUGGCAAUGACAAUAAUUUUUUCCUCAUUAUA
Aphidius gifuensis is the source of this 2769-nucleotide messenger RNA. RefSeq lists its product as uncharacterized. The coding region runs from base 460 to 1305 and encodes 281 amino acids. The transcript has 4 exons. The record is from RefSeq and is a predicted model, not a curated record. Lineage: Eukaryota; Metazoa; Arthropoda; Insecta; Hymenoptera; Braconidae.